AUGUACACGUGUCAGAUAUCUACGUUGAAGUUGAUAGUGAUAUGCAACAUCGGUGGGCUUGGUCUCUUGAUUCUUCUGGUCAAUCUUUUGGUUCCAAAACAACACCGCGUCUCAACCAUUGGAUGGGUUUGUGCUGCUUACAGUCUCGCAGUCUUUGCUGCUCCCUUGAGCGUCAUGAGAAAGGUCAUAAGGACAAAGAGUGUGGAGUACAUGCCGUUUCUUCUCUCCUUGUCUCUCACUCUUAACGCCGUCAUGUGGUUCUUUUAUGGACUUCUUAUCAAGGACAAGUUCAUUGCUAUGCCAAACAUUCUCGGUUUUCUAUUCGGUGUAGCUCAGAUGAUAUUAUACAUGAUGUAUCACGACCCGAAGAAAACGGAUUUGCCAAACCUCACAUCUACUGAGAACCAACCAACAAAUAAAACCAAUGUGAACGAUGUCCCGAUCGUGGCUCUUGAACUGCCUGAUGUGAUAUCAAACAAUGUUGAAGGACCUGUGAAGAUUCCUAACUCAAGCACGUCUUGA
Molecule: messenger RNA, 522 nt
Organism: Microthlaspi erraticum
Lineage: Eukaryota; Viridiplantae; Streptophyta; Magnoliopsida; Brassicales; Brassicaceae
Source: the annotation of a GenBank genome assembly